CCUAUAUAAAUGGGCAAUCUAUGUGCUAUGAAAAUCAAACUUCUAUUUCCUGCCAAAAAAAAAAAAGAAGGGGGUUGUGUUAGGUCAUCAUUCAUCAAUAUCUUUAGCAAAACAAGCAUGGGAGAUAUGAAAAGAAUGAUGAUGGUUUUCGCGGUGGUGGGACUUCUGCUAAUGGUUCCCUCUAGUACUAGUGCUUCAUUUGCAAGCUGCUAUGGAGGCUGCUUCCUUCUCUGUGUAAUCAUACCCACCAACACUGCCUCUUCUUGUGCCCUGCAAUGCUUGAAAAACUGCAUAGUACCUCCUUCUUCUACUCUUCAACUAUCAGAAACAAACAGCAAUUACUUCUGCAAGCUUGGAUGUGCUUCAUCUUUGUGUUCCAAUUACAGCACCAAACAGAACCCAAAUUCAAAGAAAGUUGAAGGCUGUGUAGACUCUUGCUCAGGGAUAUGCACCAAGAAUUAAUCAACACCACAUAAUUUAAGAGGAAAUAAUGGGAGUUGGUUUUAUUGAUGUUUUUUCAAGCCUUUCAUUCUUUCACCUUGACAUAAUGUAAUUUAAACUGAAUGUUGAUUGAUCAAUAUUAUUGCACAGGGAGUUGUUAUU
Molecule: messenger RNA, 603 nt
Organism: Ziziphus jujuba (common jujube)
Lineage: Eukaryota; Viridiplantae; Streptophyta; Magnoliopsida; Rosales; Rhamnaceae
Product: thionin-like protein 2
Exons: 2
Coding region: 10-462 (150 amino acids)
Source: RefSeq, a predicted model, not a curated record